Molecule: messenger RNA, 5513 nt
Organism: Caenorhabditis sp. 36 PRJEB53466
Lineage: Eukaryota; Metazoa; Nematoda; Chromadorea; Rhabditida; Rhabditidae
Source: the annotation of a GenBank genome assembly
AUGCGGCUGAAACCGCCGAAAACGUUUCGGCUAUUGUCCGUCCUUUUGUGUCUGCUCCCCGUGAAAUGGGCGAAAAACUUUGAGCAACGAUCGGAUUGCGUCGAAAAUUGUUCGCAUUUGGACACGAGUCACGAGUUUGGCGACUGUCUGACAAAGUGUUCGCGUCGGCCGCGCAACGACAAUAUCGCCGAGAUGAACUGUGCGUUUUUGCGGGUUACGGUAUUCUUCCAUUCAGCCGAUGCACCAUAUGACGAUUUUUCAAGGCUUUGCGUAUUGCUGGCCGAUGCACCAUGUGCUGAUUUUUAAAAGAUUUCUGAACACGUCUAAAACAUCGGGCUAUUCGAUUUUUGCCCACUUUCCCGGCCGAUGCACCAUGUUCGAUCAAAAUUCCAAUAAUUCUCGAUUCCAUUCAACUAAAAUUGUGGCCGAUGCACCAUGAGGUCUGUUAAUCGUUGGGCUUUACGUCGAUGCACCAUGUUUUUGUGCGACAUGUUGGUUUACGUGCUAACGACCUUCUGGUCGAUGCACCAUGUGCAUUUUUUUUUUGAAACUUGACAGUGAGACCUAUAAAAUAUGUAAAAAUUGGUCGAUGCACCAUGAAAAGCGGUGCUUUUUGAUCGAGUUCCCUCCAAUUUCAAAAAAAUGUUUCGCCUAUCAAUAAUUCUCGGUUUAAAUCAACUACAAUUGUGGCCGAUGCACUAUGUUGGUUUACGUGCUAACGACCUUCUGGUCGAUGCACCAUGUGCAUUUUUUUUUUGAAACUUGACAGUGAGACCUAUAAAAUAUGGAAAAAUUGGUAGAUGCACCAUGAAAAGCGGCGUUUUUUGAUCGAGUUCCUUCCAAUUUGUUCCUCGGUCUCUGAGGGUCCAGAUCAUGUGCACCUGACCCCGAGUCGAUCAUCACAAAUUUACGAAAAGUGUACACAUGGUUCCCUGGGAGCCGGAGUCGCCAGAAAUUGUUGAGAAGGGACACAAAGACAACUGUCCCCGCGAGUUUUUAUGAGUGAAGACAGAGAGAGAGAGAGAGAGAGAGAGAGAGAGAGAGAGAGAGAGAGAGAGAGAGAAGAAGAUUCACGAGCUGCACUUUGAUUAGUUAACGGACGGACGGCUGACGGGAAUGAAGAAGAAAAGAGAAAGAGAGAGCAAAAUUACGAAUGGACUCCCCCCCGAAUUCCAUUCAUCAUCAGAACUUGAGAGAAGGAACAAAAAAGUGUAUGGUGCAUCGGCGCGCCGGAGACCAAAUGCCGACAAUAGCUACCGUAACCCGAAAAUCAUCGUGUUCCAGUGUUCGCCUACCCGCCCACCGAUGUCGACAUCAAAACCAGAGUGAUAAUGGACGGCGGAAAAAUUUUGGAAACGACAAUAUCGUGGAAGGCCGAGGAAAAAGGUGGGUUCGCACGGGCAAUUGCGAUUUUUGGCGGAAAUUCGAAUUUCAGACGCGCGGCGAGAGGGAUUCUACAUUCGAUACACUGCCGUGAAUGCCACGUGUCAAAAACAUUUUCCCGGAUAUUUCACCUCUUCGAUUGGGCCUGUAAGUUGAGCACUUUCACAAAACUUGAAAAAAAGUGAACUUUGAACGAGUAUUGUAGCUUUCGGAGAUGUCGUAGACACUUGAAAAUUGUUGAGCGUAAUCUUGACACCUAGUACUGUAUUUUUGUAGUUGACACUUUAUUUAUACGACCAAUCCCUGGGUUACUGUAGCUCUGGGAAGUUGGCAAUGAAGCGUCAACGCUUUUCGGUAGACCAAACUUCGAAGAGCUACAGUAAUUCAGUGACUAGUCUUAGAAAAACGUGGUCAAUUACAAAAAUGUAGUACUAGACACGGAAAAUAUUUUUGUAGUUGACAAGUUAUUUGUACAACCACUCCCAGGGGUACUGUAGCUCUUCAAAGUUGGGACUAUCCAAAGCACGGGUUAAUUAAUUCAUUGCCAACUUCCAAGCGCUACCGUACUCCAGGGAGUGGUCGUAGAAAAAAGUGGCCAACUACAAAAAUACAGUACUAGAUGUCAAGAUUACGCUCAACAAUUUUUUAGAAUCAAAGGACCUCUUAGAACCCUACAAUACUCGUUCAAACUGAGCACAUGUUCAAAAACUGCUCUGUAGUAGUUUGGCUCAAAUUUUUCGCAUAAAAUCCCUAAAAAAAUCCUACUGUAGCUCUAAAAUUUACCAGGAAGAACGGUCGCUGACGAUCCCGGCCGCAUUCAACGGCCACGCGCUCGUCAUCGACCACUCGUGCGCCUAUCAACUGCAGAUGCGCGCGAAACCGUACCCGCCGGGCGACGAAAAGUUCAUAGUCGAACGGCGGCAUACGGUACCCGACUGCAUCGACAAGUACUGUAGUUGUCGACCCGGUGACGUGGCACCCAUCCGCGAGGUUACCGUUGACGCCGACUUGCGCCUGAAUUGGAAGUUUGACGAGGUGCCCGGCAAGCAGUACCUCUUCUACGUCGACGUUUACGAGAGGUUCGGAUUACGGUAGUUCCACACCAGAGAUGUUGGGAAUUCCGUGUUCCGUGUUCCGUGUUCCGUGUUCCGCGUUUUUUUCAAUAUUUUUUCCGUGUUCCGUAAAAAAAAAAGUUCCGUGUUCCGUGUUCCGUGUUCCGUAGAAAUAAGUUUUUUUCCGUUUUCCGUGUUCCGUGUUCCGUAAAAAUUUCCGUGUUCCGUGUUCCGUGUUCCGUAGAAAUAAGUUUUUUUCCGUUUUCCGUGUUCCGUGUUCCGUAAAAAAAUUCCGUGUUCCGUGUUCCGUGUUCCGUAGAAAUAAGUUUUUUUUCCGUUUUCCGUGUUCCGUGUUCCGUAAAAAACAAAAUUUCCGUGUUCCGUGUUCCGUGUUCCGUAGAAAUAAGUUUUUUUCCGUUUUCCGUGUUCCGUAAAAAAAAAUUUCCGUUUUCCGUGCUCCGUGUUCCGUAGAGUAAAAUUUUUAUUCCCAACAUCUCUGUUCCACACCAAAACUAUGAAAAUUACACUGUUUACAACCAAAAUUCGCCUCAAAUUUCGUGCAUUUUCCUUUCAGAAUCGCAAUGCCACUUCUUAAAAGCAAGGACGCCGAAUCCGAAGGCGACGAGUACACUUUCCGGAUCGCAAACGGCGAAUCGUUCGAGAUUUCGUCAAAAAGCGCCCAAAUCGCGCCGAAAACUUUCCAAUUUGCGAUUCCGUUCCAAUUCGCGCCGCUCCAACAGUACAAAAUCGCAAUGUUCGCCGUCGACGACACGUUUUGCCACAACGACGACGUGUUUCACGUCUUCAACGCGACAAACGCCACGUCAUCAGGCGUGGCGGACGUUUCGCGGCUUCCAGAAGGUUCUCGACCUCCGUCCGGAUCGCCCAUCACCAAAACUACCGUACUUAUGGUCAGCGAUGGCAAAAAUUCGACCAGUUUCGAGUUUUCUUUCAGGAAUCCUCACUUUUCGUCGUUUUUCUCAUCAUCGUCGCGUGUAUGAGCCCGAUUUGCACCCUUUUUGCGCUUUUCCUAUUGAAACGGUUAGUUGUCGGGUUACUGUAGCGUCGAAAGUGUGCGAGCACGGUUGCUACGGACUUUGCACCGGAUUUGACGAUAGUUUGCGUGAAAAAUGUGAAAAUUGGCGGGUUUUGAAGCAAAUUUGUUGCAGAAGACGAAAAGAGAAGAAGAAGCGUCAUCACUUUUUGCACCGCCGGUCCCUUUCGUGCUCACGUCACAGUAUCAUCGAGACAAAUAUUCUGUAUCGGCCGCCGAACGAGGUGAACGGCAGCUCGACGGGCGAAUGGCUCAUUCGUGGACAGGAUAUUGUGGUCGGCACUGUAAUUGGUCAGUUUUUCCGAUCAAAAAAGUGCAAAAAUAUCUGCACGAAGUGGGAUUCGAACCCACGCACCCAUACGAGUACCAGAACACCCAGAAGACCUCGAGCUCGAGGCAAGCGCACGCUUGAGUCUGGCGCCUUAGACCACUCGGCCAUCCGUGCACAUUUAGCAGACCAGGCGGAGGGCGGUUAAGAACACGCCGGCACGCGCUGCCGGCCGACAAAAAUUGCUAACCUUUGAACAGAUAUUGUCGCUUUCCGAGAUGUGGUGUGGGUCUAAAAUUUUUUGAGCACAAUCUUGACACUUAGUACUACAAUUUUUCAGUUGACCACAUUUUUGUACGGUCACUUCUAAGAGUGCUGUAGCUUUUGGAAGUUGCAAUAGAAACUCAACUUCCGCGAGCUACAGUACUUCAGGGAGAGGUCCUACCAAAAUAGUGUCAACUACAAAAAUAUAGAACUAAGUGUGAAGACAUUGUAAAAAAAAAUUGAGAGCUUCACGACGUCUUAGAACACUACAAUACUCGUUCAAAGUUGGUCAAUUUUUGCCAGCUAAAACAGAUAUUGUAGAGUAAAUAAUUCGGUGCCUACCUACCGUAACCCACUUUUUUCCAGGAGAAGGCGCGUUCGGACAAGUGUUCAAAGGGAUCCUGCGGGCGCCGAACGGUCAAGUGGUCCCAGUGGCCGUGAAGCAACUAAAAGCGAAUGCGAUCGACGAGGAGAAGGAGGAAUUCGUGCGCGAAAUUCAAAUGAUGCAAACGGUAUAGGGGAUACUGUAGGCGGAUUACUGUAGCUCUCGCGUUUGACAGGUCGGACAACACGACAAUAUCGUGACCAUGUACGGAUGUUGUAUGGACGAGCAGUUGCAGUGCAUGAUUAUGGAGUACGUGCCGUACGGAGACCUCAAACACUAUUUGCAGAAUAUGCGAAAGGAGAAGGUUAGGGUUACGGUAGUUCGAAAUCUGUGCAAACACCGUCACCGCGUACUUUGCACCAAAUCGGAGCGCGUCGUUUCAGGAUCCCGAAUCCGCCAUCGAACCGUCCGAAUUUCUGGCGUUCGCCGGUCAAAUCGCGUGCGGAAUGGCCCAUCUCGAGUCGGUCGGUAUUAUCCAUCGUGAUUUGGCGGCCCGCAACAUUCUCGUCGGCACCGGCAAAGUCCUCAAAAUUUCCGAUUUCGGAAUGUCGCGACCCGGCGUUUAUAUCAAAAUGAGCAAAGGUACGGUUCGCCCCAAAAUAUUUUUAAAUGAAAGAAAUCUGUUUUCAGGAGUGAUUCCGUUGCGUUGGCUGUCGCCGGAGGCCAUCAAAGACAACACCUAUUCGAAUAAAAGCGAUGUUUGGGUGCGUUUCGCACUUCUUUUUUUCCGGGGCGGUUACUGUAGCGCCGAAAGUGUGCAAACACCGUCACCACGCACUUUUUCCAGGCGUUCGGAGUGCUUUUGUGGGAGAUUGCGACUUUGGGCGGAUUUCCGUACAACAACGUGGCCGACAAGGACAUUUUGAGCCAGUUGACCGACGGAAUGCGAUUGGAGCAACCGCCCAAGUGCUCCGAUGAAAUGUGGGGGCGGGAAAACACGCGAAAAUUGAAAAUGGACUCAUUUUUUUCAGGUACAUUUUGAUGAAAUCGUGCUGGAACUUGAAAUCCGAAGACCGUCCCUCGUUUUUGUCGAUUCUGAGCAAGUUGGAGCACAUUUCGGCUUCGGACUCGGACGCUCCGCCUUCGGAUCCGCCCGCCAAAAAUUGA